Molecule: messenger RNA, 498 nt
Organism: Echinostoma caproni
Lineage: Eukaryota; Metazoa; Platyhelminthes; Trematoda; Plagiorchiida; Echinostomatidae
Source: the annotation of a GenBank genome assembly
AUGGUUGAUGAAGUAACGAAAAAGACACUAGCGGCCAUUCCGCAGCUGAAAACCAGAGCAGGACCCAGGGACGGUGACCUAUGGGUUCAGAGGCUGAAAGAGGAAUAUUUAGCAUUGAUCAAAUACGUUGAAAAUAACAAAGAAGCCGACAAUGAUUGGUUCCGAGUCGAGUCCAACGCGAAUGGAACACGUUGGUAUGGAAAAUGUUGGUACAUACACGACAUGAAGAAAUACGAGUUUGACUUGAAUUUCGACAUCCCAGUAUCAUACCCGAGCACCAAUCCCGAACUGGCUCUCCCAGAGUUAGAUGGGAAAACUGCUAAAAUGUACCGUGGGGGAAAGAUUUGCCUUACUGACCACUUCAAGCCUCUAUGGAGCCGAAACGUCCCGAAAUUCGGUAUUGCCCACGCGAUUGCCUUGGGUCUUGGUCCUUGGAUGGCUGUUGAAAUACCAGACCUAAUCUCCAAAGGAAUAGUUAAACACAGAGAUGACGAAUGA